Messenger RNA from Papilio polytes (common Mormon), 2457 nucleotides. RefSeq names its product pre-rRNA-processing protein TSR1 homolog (gene Tsr1). NCBI's taxonomy places the organism in Eukaryota, Metazoa, Arthropoda, Insecta, Lepidoptera, Papilionidae. The transcript has 8 exons. Gene Ontology annotation, molecular function: GTPase activity; GTP binding; U3 snoRNA binding. Gene Ontology annotation, biological process: ribosome biogenesis; endonucleolytic cleavage of tricistronic rRNA transcript (SSU-rRNA, 5.8S rRNA, LSU-rRNA); maturation of SSU-rRNA from tricistronic rRNA transcript (SSU-rRNA, 5.8S rRNA, LSU-rRNA). The record is from RefSeq and is a predicted model, not a curated record. Gene Ontology annotation, cellular component: preribosome, small subunit precursor; nucleus. The coding region runs from base 89 to 2437 and encodes 782 amino acids.
AAAAAAAACUGUCGGGCAUGGUUGUUCCAUGUGUAUUUGUAAAUAAUUGAAUUUCUUUUUUAACAGAAAGUACUAUUGAUAAGCAAAAAUGCAGCAGGCUCAUCGCGCUGGAAACUUAAAACAGAGCAAUAAAGUUCACAAAUCACGUCACAGAUCAAAACGCAGUAUUUCUGCCGCUGUUAAAGGUAAAAUAAGUGUCGAUGCGAUUUUUCGUCGAAAUCGUCAUGCGUUGAGUAAACAAGACCGUCGCAAUCAGGCGAUGCAAAUACGUAAACGAGAUCGGGAAGAAGUUCUGGCCAAGAAACGUGCCAUUGGUGGUACUCGUACGCCGCCUUUCCUGGUUUGCGUUGUGCCUCUUAACGCACAGCUUGAUGUACAAUCUGCUCUGGUUAUUUUGAAAACAUGUUCGGAAACAGCUGUGGCUAGUACAUCAGAAAAUGGAAUAUUGCACAUUAGCUUGCCAAACUUUAAACAGCGUUUCUCCUUUAUAUGCCCUGAGAUUGAGAAUGAAUUUAGUUUACUUGAUGCGCUAAAAGUUGCCGAUACAGUGCUAUUUGUUAGUUCCACUCUUGAUGAACCUGUUGAUGAGUGGGGGGAGAAGGCACUUGCUUUAACUAUGGCUCAAGGUAUACCAACACCAAUUGUAGUCGCAAUGGAUAUUGAAGGAGUACAUCCUAAGAAACGAACAUCUGAAAAACAAAAUGUUCAAAAACUUAUUUCUAAAUGGUUACCAGAAGAAAAAGUAUUACAGCUAGAUAAAAGUUCCGAUGGACUUAAUGUUUUACGUAAAAUUGGUAACCAAAAGCGUAAAAUCAUACACCACAGAGAAAAAAGACCUUACAUGUUGGCUGAAGAAGUGGAAUAUGUACCAGAUUCAGAAGGAGAUUUAGGUACCCUUAAGGUAACAGGAUAUUUACGAGGAAUGCCAUUAAAUGUUAAUGGUUUAAUCCAUAUAACAGGGUUAGGUGACUUUCAAAUGUCACUAAUAGAAGGCCUUGAUGACCCUCAUCCUUUGAACUUAGGUAAAGAAAAUACUAAAUCUGAAACUAUGGAAGCUGAAAUGACUAGAACAAUCCUGCAAAGAGUUGAUCCCACAAAACAGGAGAGCUUAGCAUCAGAAAAUAUUCCAGACCCAAUGGACGCAGAACAGACUUGGCCCACAGAAGAAGAAAUAGAACAAGCUAAUAUUGACACAGUGAAGAAAGUAAAAAAGGUUCCUAAAGGUUGGUCUGAUUACCAAGCGGCUUGGAUUGUAGAGUCUGACCCUGAAGAUGAAUCAACGGGAAAUAGUGAUGAUGGUGAUGAAGAUGAGGAAUUUAUGUCAUGUGAGGAAGAGAACUCUGAUAAAGAAGACAAUAAAGAAGAGAACGAUUUUCAGUCUGUUACUGAAUCUGAGUUUGGACCGACUGAUGAGAAAUAUGAUGGAACUAUAGAUGCAUUGGAGGAACAUGAAAUGUUACAAAAAUUGGCAGCUGCUAAAGAGGAAAGACAGUUUCCGGAUGAAGUGGACACACCACAGGAUGUUCCUGCUAGGGAACGAUUCAUGAGGUACAGAGGACUGGAAUCUUUCCGGACUUCCACUUGGGAUUGCAAAGAGAAUUUGCCAGAAGAUUAUGCUCGUAUAUUUCAAUUUCAGAAUUAUGAACGCACUAGAAAGCGUGUGUUUAAAGAAUUGGAAGACAGUCUUGUCAGUAUGUAUGGUUCUUACAUAACGAUACAUGUGGUAGGUGUUCGUAAAGAUUUAUGGAAUGCUUUCAAUACAUCUAAUGGUAAUGCUCCAUUGGCUGUAUUUGGUCUACUUCCUCACGAGCACAAGAUGUCUGUGAUGAAUGUGGUACUAAAGCGUACUGGCGCCAGUGAUGAGCCCAUCAAGAGUAAAGAACGACUUAUUUUCCAAGUGGGAUAUAGAAGAUUUAUUGUUAAUCCAGUUUUCAGUCAACAUACAAACGGAAGUAAACAUAAGUAUGAAAGGUUUUUCCAACCAGCAUCAACAUGUGUAGCUACUUUCUUUGCUCCAAUUCAAUUCAGUCCAUCAUCAGUUCUAUGCUUUAAGGAGAAAAAGAACACGAAACUUCAGCUUAUAGCGUCUGGAGUUUUACUUUCUUGCAAUCCAGACAGGCUUAUCAUCAAGAGAAUCAUUCUAUCUGGUCAUCCAUUUAAGGUGCACAGAAGAUCAGCAGUGAUAAGAUUCAUGUUCUUCAAUAGAGAUGAUGUAUUGUACUACAAACCAUGCAAGCUUAGGACUAAGUAUGGCCGCACUGGACAUAUUAAAGAACCAUUGGGUACUCAUGGACAUAUGAAGUGUGUGUUCGAUGACCAGCUCAAGUCUCAGGACACGGUGCUACUGAACCUGUACAAACGGAUCUUCCCCAAGUGGACUUAUGAGGACUGUAUCGCUAUAGACAAGGAUUGGAAGAAGGAUGACAUGGAGUCUUAAAUAUAUGUUUUAUAUAUAAA